Chlamydomonas reinhardtii is the source of this 387-nucleotide messenger RNA. RefSeq lists its product as uncharacterized. The record is from RefSeq and is a predicted model, not a curated record. NCBI's taxonomy places the organism in Eukaryota, Viridiplantae, Chlorophyta, Chlorophyceae, Chlamydomonadales, Chlamydomonadaceae. The coding region runs from base 114 to 368 and encodes 84 amino acids. The transcript is spliced from 2 exons.
CGGCUCCUGCUCAAUCCCUGUGCUUCACCCUCAAGGCAUCGCAAUCCCUCAUCCACAAUUGCGUGCUUGUACGCCUCUGUACAAGGCGCCUCUUAACCAGUGAACAAUCUUCCAUGCCUCGCGGAGUCAAGAAGGAGAACCUGCCCUCCAAAAUUUGCGCGACCUGUGAAAAGCCCUUCACUUGGCGCAAAGUGUGGGAGAACUGCUGGGACGAAGUCCAAUGCUGCAGCGACCGCUGCAAGAAUGAGCGGAAGCGCAAGCAGCAGCUUGCAAACCGGGAGCAGCGCGCUGCAGCUGUUGAAGGGCUAGCGCCCGACACCGCCGCUGCGCCAGCACCAGCGGUGGCUGUUCAGCAGUCGCCUCCGUAACCGAAACGAUCACUCAUCA